UUGACGCUUUCAAAAAUUACGAAAAUAUGUCGGCGUCGUCAUCUCAUCAAAAUCGGCGGAAAUCUGUGACUUGGGAAAUAUUCCGGCGGCUGUCGGCAAACCAUGUUCCAGAAACGACAGGACUCGUUGAGAUGGACAAGCUCCUUGCGGACCGGGAGCAGCGGCCGUCGGAACCUAGGCCCCAUAUGCUCAAGCGCUUCUUCGCCUCCGUCCCGGAAGCAGACCACAAAUACAUGCCGGUGCCAAAAUCGUUUAGAAAAGCGCAAAACAAACCAAUGCAAAAAGGUUACUUCGCUCGUGCAUUAGAUGUUAUCUACAAACGAGUUCCCAUAAUUGAGUUCAUAAAGACCUACGACAUAAAGAAAAAUGCCGUUGCGGACUUAGUAGCUGGUUUGGCUGUGACGGGUUUGCACUUUCCGCAAGGCCUGGCCUAUGCCAUCCUUGCUGGGCUACCCCCUGGGAUUGGAAUGGUCUCGACGAUUCUGCCCGUUCUGAUCUACAUGAUAUUUGGAUCCUCACCCCAUACUUCUGUAGGCACGAACGCCAUAACGUCGAUCAUGAUUGGUGACAUGCUUCUUGAGCCGAGCAUGAAGGCUAGUAUGUUAGUCGCGUCGUUAGGCGGGUCGCCUGAUGUACAGCUUGUUAUUAACAAUUCGUUUGACACGACCGUUGGCACGAACAUUUCAGAAGCUUCAUACACUGUAAGCCCAGAGUCUACAAAUGGGUACAUGGACCAAAGGAUUGCGCUUGUUUCCGGAGCAACAUUGUAUUGCGGUAUAAUCUUCCUCGUGAUGGCUAUUUUCCGCAUGGGCUUCCUGGUGACAUACUUGUCACAAUCUUUUAUGAGCGGUUUUACUACGGGAGUAGCCGUUCACAUCUUUAGUAGCCAGAUAGCGACAGCUCUUGGCUUGAAACUGCCACCAAGCGAAGGUUUUGGAAAACUGGUGAAAUUGUACUACAAUGUUUUUGCACAUAUUACAUCAGUUCACGUUCCGGAUCUGGUGGUGUCCCUCAUAUGCGUGGCAAUUUUGAUUGCUGUCAAAAUAGGUAUAAACGAAAAAUGUAAAUUACGAAUUCCUAUUCCCAUUGACUUCAUUUUACUUGUGGUGGUAACAAUUAUUUCCUAUUUUGCGCAACUGCCAUCGACAUUCGAUGUGAAAUCGAUAGGAGUCGUUGAAAUCGGUUUCCACGUGCCAGUUAUGCCGGCCGUAUUUCCGUUCGGUCCGUUGAUGCUGUACGCACUGCAGAUAUCUUUGGUAACGUUCUUUUUGAACAUAUCGGUUGUAAAAAUUAUCGCCAGACGGAACGGAUACGAACUUAACGAGAACAUUGAGCUCAAUGCCUACGGAAUGUGUAACAUAAUUCCCGCAUUCUUUUCCAUUCUUCCUGCCAGUGUUGCUCCACCAAGAGCCUCUUUGUUGUCCAGUAUGGGAGCAAAAUCAACAAUGAACGGUUUAUCCACAUUCGGAAUAAUGCUGGCUUUAGUAUUCUACUUUGGUCAAUUUUUUCAAUCCUGUCCGAAAGCUGUGUUGGCAUCAAUGAUAAUGGUCGCUAUGAAAGAUUUGCUAAAGCAGGUCACCUGUCUGCCAAAAUUAUGGAAAGUCAAUAAAAACGAUUUCACCACCUGGAUAUUCGCAGCCGUCGCGUGCAUUUUCAUAGACAUUCCGUACGGGCUCGCUCUAGGCGUGCUGGUUUCUCUUCUGUCGGUGGUCAAUCAGAGCCAGCGAGGCUGGGUGUCAAUCCUUGGUAAGUCUGACUCAGAGGACGUUUACAUGGACUCGGAGCUUUAUGGAGCCAUCCACGAACUGCCGAGGAUCAAGAUUGUUCGCAUGGAGGCUUCGCUGUACUUCGCCACGGCCGAGCAGUUCCGCAAGAACAUCUACAAGAUAAUUGAGCAAGACGCGGAAAAGUAUGGCGAUGAAUCAGAGGAAGAGCCUAAACCGGAAAAUAACACACCGCGCACGAAAAGUGCGGUUACUUUGGAUCACCUUGCCAAUCAUAUGUUAAAUGGUGGUAUAGACGAGAGCGUGGAAGAAGUAAUUAACGGUGACGGAGAGACGCAGAAACUGAAAAAUGGUAACGCAGACCACGGAGCCGAUGAUGACGCGGAUGACGAUUCCGACCAGUUCAGCACAAAGAUCCUUAUCAUAGAUUGCAUACCGUUUAAUUUCAUCGACUGUACCGGUCUUGACAUGCUGAAGCUGGUCAUAUUUGAGCUGAAGUGUGUUAAUAUCGAGGUCUACCUUGCGAGGUGCUCUAAGUACAUGCUGCGGAUGCUGGAAGUGUCGGACGCGUACGACGGAUUUCCCAGGGAGAACGUUUUCAUUGACCUCCCGGACGCCGUGGAGCAGGCGAGGAAAAUGGUGGAAGGGAAACGCUAUCGGCCACACCAUGUGCACCAUAUCGUUGAAAUGCACAAUGAAAGGCGCCAUAUGUCGCUGCAUCAGAUAGACACAGAAUAUGACGAGUUCAUAAAAAGGAAAAGCAUUUUCACUCAUCUGGCGUAAACAUUUAUUUGGGAAUAAUAAGAACACGUCGUUUUAUUAUAUUA
Messenger RNA from Dreissena polymorpha, 2551 nucleotides. RefSeq names its product sulfate transporter-like. The transcript has 2 exons. Lineage: Eukaryota; Metazoa; Mollusca; Bivalvia; Myida; Dreissenidae. Gene Ontology annotation, cellular component: membrane. The record is from RefSeq and is a predicted model, not a curated record. Gene Ontology annotation, molecular function: sulfate transmembrane transporter activity; bicarbonate transmembrane transporter activity; oxalate transmembrane transporter activity. Gene Ontology annotation, biological process: transmembrane transport. The coding region runs from base 27 to 2507 and encodes 826 amino acids.